Mytilus californianus (California mussel) is the source of this 1107-nucleotide messenger RNA. RefSeq lists its product as uncharacterized. Bases 1 to 1107 code for a protein of 368 amino acids. Gene Ontology annotation, biological process: DNA catabolic process. Gene Ontology annotation, molecular function: 3'-5'-DNA exonuclease activity; nucleic acid binding. The record is from RefSeq and is a predicted model, not a curated record. Gene Ontology annotation, cellular component: cytoplasm. The transcript has 5 exons. Lineage: Eukaryota; Metazoa; Mollusca; Bivalvia; Mytilida; Mytilidae.
AUGAAACUUGGUGCGGAUACCUUAAAGACAAGGAUUCUUAUAUCCAUUCAAAUCUUCCCCGUGGAACUCAGAUCAGAUCUUGAGAAACUGUUUAUUCAAAAAAUUGUUCCACAGUCUAAAAAGCUAUCUAACUUGGGCUCAUCACAGGCAAAUGAAAGCUUUAAUAACUUAAUUGCUCUCAAAGCUCCAAAAACCAAACAUUUCUCCACAUCAGCAUCUUUAAAUUACAGAGUCAGCUCAGCUGUACUCCAAAAGAAUGAGGGUUAUAAUUACAUUGCUGAGUUAAACACAUCUAUAGGCCUGUCACCUGGAAAUGAGACCCUAAGCAGGGGUAAUAAAUUAAACAAGAAGAGAGAGGGCAACAAAAACAGAUUCAAAAGCAAACAGGGAAAAAGACAACGUAAAGUUCUCAAAAAGAAACGCCUCCAAAAAACAACAGUGGCUGAAGUCAAAGAAGGGAGAACAUACCACAGUUCAAUCGGGUUAGAAGAUUUUGCAACAAUAGACAUAGAAGAAAUACCUGCAAUUCCUGAAGCUGAAACCUUUACAAACAUAGAUGAUGCACCAAUAGUUUGUUUUGAUUUAGAGACAACUGGUUUAAGUAGAUAUUCUGAUAUAACCCAGAUAGCUGCAUGCACCAAAGACAGUUCCUUCAGUCGAUAUAUAUUUCCAGACCAACAAAUUUCAAGAGAAGCAUCAGAAAUAACAAAAAUCACUAUUGUAGGACAAAAAAUGUAUUACAAUGGUAAUGCUGUUGUUUAUAAGCAUAAACAUGAAGGAAUGACUGAUUUUUUAACUUAUUUGUCAAGUUUCACAGAUAAACCUGUAUUGGUAGGACAUAAUAUAAAACGAUUUGACUGCCAUGUUUUAUUUCAUACCUUAAAAUGUAUGAAUAUGUACAGUGAACUAUGUGCAAGGACUGUUGCAUUUUUAGACUCUUUGAAUUUGUUUAAACUUGUUUCACCUGGCUUGUCAUCUUAUAGCCAGUCUUUUCUUGUUGACAAACUAUUAGGUCAACAGUAUGAAUCUCAUAAUGCUGUGUAUGACACAAAAUUACUUUUUAAUUUAGUCACUGAGAAAGAUAUCAAUUGUUUUAAGUUUGUGUAA